Molecule: messenger RNA, 674 nt
Organism: Thecamonas trahens ATCC 50062
Lineage: Eukaryota; Apusomonadida; Apusomonadidae
Product: Ras-like protein Rab-5C
Exons: 2
Coding region: 29-622 (197 amino acids)
Molecular function (GO): GTP binding; GTPase activity
Source: RefSeq, a predicted model, not a curated record
ACGCACGUCUCUUAUUCUCGCCGAGAACAUGGCAGCGGGCAAGGUGUUCCAGUUCAAGUUGGUGCUACUGGGCGAGGCUGCGGUGGGCAAGUCAUCGCUCGUGCUGCGUUUUGUCAAGGGCCAGUUUCAAGAGUUCCAGGAGUCGACGAUCGGCGCGGCGUUCCUGACGCAGUCUGUCUGCCUUGACGAUGUGACGGUCAAGUUUGAGAUUUGGGACACGGCCGGUCAGGAGCGGUACAACUCGCUGGCGCCGAUGUACUACCGCGGGGCGCAGGCGGCCAUUGUGGUGUAUGACAUCACCAACGCAGACACGCUGGCGCGGGCCAAGGCCUGGGUCAAGGAGCUCCAGCGACAGGCCUCGCCCAACAUUGUCAUUGCGCUGGCGGGUAACAAGUGUGAUCUGGCCUCGAAGCGCGCCGUCGACGACGAGGAGGCAGCGCAGUAUGCGGAGGACAACGGCCUGCUGUUCCUGGAAACGUCGGCCAAGGGUGCCAUCAACGUCAACGAGAUCUUUAUCGCCAUUGCCAAAAAGCUGCCCAAGAACACCGUCGAGACCCGACCAGCCAAGCCGGUUGUCCAGAUCGAUGAGCCGUCGUCGUCCAAGAAGAAGGGCUGCUGCUGAUGCUGCCCGACAUGUACUCCCUCACCCUCGCCCCCUACCAUCCCCCCCCCCC